Molecule: messenger RNA, 1314 nt
Organism: Fusarium keratoplasticum
Lineage: Eukaryota; Fungi; Ascomycota; Sordariomycetes; Hypocreales; Nectriaceae
Exons: 1
Coding region: 1-1314 (437 amino acids)
Molecular function (GO): acyl-CoA dehydrogenase activity; flavin adenine dinucleotide binding
Source: RefSeq, a predicted model, not a curated record
AUGCUGCAGCGACUACUUCGCCCAGCUCGUCUGCUUGGACCCCGCGUCCCAUCCAGAACAACCUGUAGGCCGCACAUUUCGCCGGCUUUCCUCAGUUCAUCUCGAGCAAGAUCUAUCCACGCCCGUGCCACCGAUUACCUUCCAAGCAAUCUACCCGAGUGGACCGAGUCCCAGCGAGAAGUCCGCGAGGCUAUUGCCAAAAUCUGCGCCAAAUACCCAGAUGAAUAUUGGCUUGAGCGGGAUAAUGACCAUAGGUUCCCGUGGGAGCUAUCUCGAGACCUAGCCGACAACGGAUGGCUCGGUAUCUGCCUGCCCGAAAAGUACGGAGGAUCUGAGCUAGGCAUUUCCGAGGCGGCAGUAAUGCUCCAGACUAUCUCCGAGUCGGGCGCGGGUCAGGGCGGCGCGUCAUCUGUCCACAUGAACAUCUUCGGACUGGAGCCCGUGGCCAAAUUCGGCUCAGAGGAACAAAAGGAACGCUGGCUUCCACCGCUCAUUCAGGGCAAGGAGCGCGCCUGCUUUGCCGUCACGGAGCCUAAUACUGGCCUAGACACGCUAAAGUUACAAUCUUCCGCCCGACGAGACGGUGAUCACUAUGUGCUUAGUGGCUCUAAGGUCUUUAUAUCAACAGCUCAGGUCGCUGAAAAGGUCCUGAUUUUGGCAAGGACAACAGCUCUCGGGGACGUGAAGAAGGUCACUCAAGGCUUGUCGCUAUUCUACACAGACCUUGACCGUUCUGUUGUCGAAGUCACGGAAAUCCCCAAGAUGGGACGAGCCGCCGUUGAUACGAAUGUGCUCUUCUUUGAUGGAUGGAAGAUCCCAGCAAGCGAUAUGAUUGGACAGGAGGGCGACGGAUUCAAGAUGAUUAUGCAUGGCAUGAAUGCCGAGCGAAUACUGAUUGGUGCCGAAGCGUUGGGAAUUGGAUAUGCAGCACUCCGGCGCGCCUGUAACUAUGCCAACGAACGAGUUGUCUUUGGGAAGCCGGUUGGAACGUAUCAGGGGCUUCAGCAUCCACUAGCUGAGUGCUGGAUGAAUCUCGAAAGCGCUCGGCUAAUGAUAUAUCUAGCUGCACGAUUGUACGACCAAGGUUAUACGGAUGGAGAGUAUGCUAACGCAGCUAAAUACUUGGCAUCCGAGGCAGCCUUCAAGUCUGCCGAGAGAGCGAUCCUGACACACGGCGGAAUGGGUUACGCGAAGGAGUAUCAUGUCGAGAGGUAUUUGAGGGAAUCCCUGAUAUCACGGAUCGCUCCCGUGAGCGGGGAGAUGAUCAAGAACUAUAUAGGGCAGAGGGUGUUGGGUCUGCCAAAGAGCUACUAG